AUGACUGGUCAAAUUAAGGCGUUAAUAUCUAAGAGGCAGAGAUGUUUGGCCAAGCACGGAAAAGACUCUCCUCUGUUCAAGUUGUUACAUAACAAGGUCCAAAGAUCGGUCAAGUACGCCAAGAGGGUUUUUUAUGAUGGAAAAGUUAAGCACCUGAGAGAGUCUAAUGCUGGUAAGUGGUGGAAAGACGUUAAGUACCUUGCUGGGUCAUCUGGAAGUAAUGGGUCAUGGUUUUACCAAUUGUUAGAUUGUUCAACCACUGGGUCUCUGUGCGGAAAGAUCAACAAGUUUUUCGCUGAGCUCACAUCUGGUUUUGUGCCACUCACGCCUGCUGAUGUCAUAGAUAUCGAUGUUGAUCAUAGAAACAUUCCAAGUGAGCUCUUUGUAACUCCUAGGGAAGCUGGUAUUGCACUUCGUGGGGUUAAGAUCAGGAAAUCCCCGGGUCCCGACAGUAUACCGAACAUUAUACUUAAGUGGUUUGACUUCAAGCUUGCUCUGAAAAACUCUAAGGGAGCGCAUACUUUCACUUUAGCUGAGAAGGACACCACGGAGCUAAACUGCUUGCUGAAACGUUUCUGGGACCUGGAGAGCAUUGGAAUUACAACGACCAGACAGCAGCACCUGACACUGGAAGACAAGUUGGCAUGGGAUAAAGUCAACAAUUCUCUGAAGUUUGAUGGCCAACAUUACGAAGUAGCGGUUCUGUGGAGAGAUGAAAGACCACAGUUACCGAAUAACCUUCCGAUGGCAAAGAAAAGAUUGGUUUCCACUGAGAGAAAGCUAAUGAAGGAUAAAGAAAUAGCCGUGGCUUAUCAGCAGGUGCUUAACGACUAUUUGAACAAGAAGGACAUCUGCCACAUUCCUGAUGAAGAACCAACGCCCGAAUGCCAGUGGCUGCUCCCACAUUUUCCAGUCGUACGACCCGAGAAAGCAACCUCCAAAGUACCGAUAGUGUUCGAUGGGUCAGCGCCUUUUGAGGGAAAGAGCCUAAAUACAGAAGCCCUAACCACACUGAAGCUUCAAAGUGACAUCUUCGAUAUCCUUGUGAAGUUUAGAAAAGAAUGGGUGGCCCUCAUCGUGGACAUCAGUCAGAUGUACCAUCAGCUUGUAAUAUUCCCGGAAGACCGACUGAUGCAUCGUUUUCUCUGGCAAAACAUGCAGAUCAACAAAGAGCCUGAAGUUUAUGAGUUUCUUCACUUCGUGUUUGGCAGCUGCUACUGCUCGUUCUGCACCCAAUUUACUUGGCAGAAGCACGCAGAAAUCCACCAAGAUACUUACCCUCUGGUAGCGGUUGCGGUGAAAAAUCACUGUUAUAUGGAUGACCUUGUGCCAUCACUGGAUUCCAUAGAGAGGGCCAUAGAAACAAGACGCCAGUUGACCGAGAUGGGUGAUAAAGCUGGGUUCCACGUGAGAAAGUGGGUUUCGAAUCUCACAGAGGUAUUAGCAGAUGUUCCCGAAGAAGACCGUGCUUCGGAAGUCAACUUGGAGAAGAAUGAACGGCCUGUUACGAAAACGCUAGGUGUCCUGGACUGCACGAGAGGACCAGUUCCUGUUUCAUUAUUCGCCACCUACAGAGGACUUUGA
Molecule: messenger RNA, 1584 nt
Organism: Pocillopora verrucosa
Lineage: Eukaryota; Metazoa; Cnidaria; Anthozoa; Scleractinia; Pocilloporidae
Source: RefSeq, a predicted model, not a curated record